AGACCCAGCAGAACUAGUCUGGAACAGCAUGCUAAUUGCUAAAUGGCAUGAAAUAUAUGCCUUUGUUUAUUUUAUGCUUUGCUUUUGUGAAUGAUUUUUCUAAAUUUAUUCUCAUGUAAAAAUGAUUAACAGGUUGAAAUUUUGUUCAUUAAAAACGAUAUAAACUUUAAAAUCUAACUACGAAUGAAGUUGUUUAUGACAACACUAAAAUGAAAGUUUGCAUUUACUGCAACAGCAAAAAUGAUGGUGAUAUUACAUUUCAUAAAAUUCCUAGUGAUAAAGAACGACGACAAAAAUGGUUGAAUGCAAUAAAACUACCUGAAGAAAGAAUUGAUAAAAAAAGUUAUUUAUGCAGUAAACACUUUGAAGACGAUACUUUUUGUUGUCAAAUUGUAAAUAAGAUGGUUCACAGAUUUUUACACAUAGAUGCCGUACCUAGUAUAUUUACAGAAAAUCACAGCGGUACUGUAAAGAAUGAAAGUGAUUCACCAUUAUUUUCGAUGACGAUGAGUAAUGAAAAAGAAGAUGAGAAAGAGGAAGAUUAUUAUUUCUACAAAAUAGAAAAUGGAAUCAUUAAAAGAUAUUUGCAAAAUAAUUUAAAACCUCCAGAUUUUGUAUCAACAAGCCAAGAAAACAUUUAUGAAUCGACUGAAAAAACUUUAAACAAAAAUAUUAACACUGAGAGUGCAGAAUCAAAGACGAAAUUAUUUAUAAAAGACACUCAAUAUGUACCAUCCAUUAACGAAAGUAAUUAUCAAGCACCACUUCAGGUUCAAGUUUCACCUAAUCGAAUUCGAAAUGAACAAGUUUAUCCAAAAAAUGUCAUUUGUGAUUUAAAAUUUAAUGAAUUUAACAAUCAUGUCGAUUCAAAUAUUACGAUAGAUGCUGAAGAUAUACCGUUUGAUCAAAUUGAGUUUUCCAAUGUAAAUAGAAUGAACGAAGUGGAAUUUACUGAUUGUGAAUCAGAAUCCUUAAAAAUCACUAAUCAAGAGACAACUAGUGAUAUAGAAAAUUUAGAAAUAAAAAUGAAGGAAGACAAAGUCGACGAAUUAUGUAACGGUAAUUUCGUAAACAGUAGUAUAGAAGAAAUAAAUAAGGAGAACGAUAAUAUUGCAACAAUAGAUCACAUUGACAGAAAAAAUUCUGAAAUGCAAGACAAUUACGUAAAAAAUUUACUUCACGAUUACUUGAAAAAAAAUAAGAAUUGCGAAAUGAAUAUCGUUGCUUUGAAAAAUACAGAAUUGACAUUGACUGAACUUUUCAAGAGGAUUUUGAAUCAUGUUGAACUUCUUGAAAGGAAAUUAGAAGAUUCUACUGAGAGAAAUAAACAAUAUGAAAAGCAAAUUGAAGAAUUAAAGAACUUGUUAAAGUAAAGUAAAUUAUUGACAAAGACAAAUUUAAUUUCAUUCAGCAUUUUUUCUUAUAAGUUGUAAAUAUUGAAUAAUAACUAAAGAAUAUUUUUUUAAACUGUACCUAAUGAUAAGUUUAUUUAUUAUAAAAAUAAAAAAAAUUAAUCUUAGCCAUCGCUGAAAAAUGUGCUAGAAAAUUUAUUGAUUAUGUUAAACCAAAUUUCCAUCGACUUAUUUGUUAUUUUUAACAUGUUAAAGUUAUAAUUUAAUUGUUAUUCUCUAAUUUGUACAAUAAAACUGAAGUUUUAUUAUUAAAA
This is a messenger RNA of Leptopilina heterotoma, 1666 nucleotides long. RefSeq lists its product as uncharacterized. The record is from RefSeq and is a predicted model, not a curated record. Bases 210 to 1373 code for a protein of 387 amino acids. The transcript has 8 exons. NCBI's taxonomy places the organism in Eukaryota, Metazoa, Arthropoda, Insecta, Hymenoptera, Figitidae.